AUGGCCAAACUUCAGUUUACAGGCUUUUUUCUUCUGAGUUUACUGACACUGCAAACGGAUGCCAUCGAGACAGUGAAUGUGGUGGAUUUCUGUGGCCAGACAGUAAAGGGAGACGGUAUGAUCGUCCGGUCCCACCAGGAGUCGCGCAGGUACUACUUUGUCAGAAUCGGGACUGACUGCCACCUGACUAUGCAGGCAGCCACACCCCGUGACAAGGUGCAGUUCCAGUUUCGCUUCUUCCUGGUUUACAGCCUACUGCGUGUGUCACCCUUCAGCCCCGUCCCCCUUGUCCCAGAGUCGGCCCGGGGUCCUUCGCAUUCAGGUUCGACACGGCCUGACCAGCGCAUGGAGCCCACAUCAGAGGAGGGCCAAACAGAUCCGUGUCACGCUGGCUCUUACAUCCAGUUCUAUGAUGGUCGGGAUAAGAUGGCACCCCCUAUUGGGCCUCCACUGUGUGGAAAGAGCCUACCACGCCCAGUCCUAUCCACUGGAAACUAUCUAACUCUGCGACUGGUGACCAGGGGGACUCAACCACGCGUGGAUUUUGUCGGGGACUUCACCUCAUUCAGGCUGGGUUUUAAUCAUUCUGAAUGCAGCAGUGAGCCCUAUUUCACCUGCCAAAAUGGAAAAUGUAUCCCAAUGAGUUUGGUGUGCAAUGAUGACAAGGGAAUCGACAACUGUGGCGACGGCACCGACAUGCAACAUUACCCAGAGUGCACCAGUCACCUGUCCACAGCUAGCACACAUCAGACGUAUGCAACUUCUCCUCCCUUGUUGAAUGUGGCCACUAUCAAGACAUCGACUCUGGAGAAGUGUACUGGUCCAAAUCCCAUCCCUGACAUUGAUUCUGUCACUGAUUCCCCUCCAUACGUGUCCCUGCUUGCGCUCUAUGUGGUACUGGGAGUUCUGGUUGGGUCAGUGGUGGUGUGCUGGUGCUGCUGGUCUCCCGGCUGGUUCCUCUGGAGAGUGAGUGUGUGUCGUUUCCUGCCGUGCUGUAACUCCUGCUGUGCUUCGUGUCAGCUGUGCAGCCGGAGCUGCUUGCAGAACAAAGAACACCGGCUGGCCAAGGUCACCCCGCAGCAAGUCUCCACGCCCGCAGCCUCCACCACCACCGUGGUCGCCAUGUAGAGCCAAUACAGGAGGACUCACUCGAAAAGUGACUGACGAAGGACAUGAUGGUGGUAUCGUGUUCGUCACUGCACGUCUUUAAAGACAUGCGCUUGUAGUUUUGAAGCGGGGUGAAUAUUUUGUUCUGUGUCUGCUGCUCUUUUUUAAGAAAUCAAGUGUUAUGUUGUUAAGUCUUUAAAUUUGUGCAAAUCAUUGUCACAUAUCAGCUAUUGGAUAUUUCGAAGAAGAUGAUGCCAGUAUUAUCACAUAGGUCCCAGAUGCACUGAAAAGAGCUAUUCACAUUUCCAGGAAGGAGCGUGCACAAAAGGCGUUCAAGUCCGGACUGGUUCUGUUUUCAAAACGACAGUCCAAACAGUUUCACUAUUCUCAGAGCUAUUGUUACAGAUGCUUACAUAACAGCUACGGGUCUCGCUGUCAGCUAGGCACGUUGCUCUGUGGUGAUGAGGUGCAUUUUUCCUCAUGGCUGUUGCUGAGUUACUGAGCUCUAUCCUGUUCUCCCUGAGGUCGUGUCCUGAAACUUGGACUCUGCCCUUAUACGGCUCUUUAACGAAGUCACAAUACACAACACUACGAAUGCUGCUCAGUUAUAGCUCAGGAUCAUGUUGCAUCAGUCCUGAUUUGGUUUAUUCUCAGUUUGGGUUUAGUCCCAAUUUCUAUGCAGUUUUACUCUUGACUCAAUCAUCAUUGGCUUUAAUGUUUAGCCUCACUUUGGGUUUAGUCUCAGGUGGGAGUUUAGUCUUUGGGCUUAGUUUGAGUUUAGUCCUGGUAUUGACAAUCUUAGUUUUGGUUCAUUCUCAUUUUGGGUCUAGGUUUGUUUUAUGUUUAAAUUAAUUUCAGUCUUAGUCUCUUGAAUGGGUUUAGUUUGGGGUUAGUUUACCGUGGGGACAGCUAGGAAACCAUUAGGAUAAGGGACAAAAACUGAUACUAAACACAAACUAAAAAUCAAGAUCACUAGGACUAAACCCAAAUUAAUACUAAACCAAACUUAAACUUAGCCCAGUUCAGACUAAAGCCUGUUUGAUGUUCUCUCACUAAAAUAGGAACCGCCCUUCUCGCAGUGAUUGGGCAGA
Messenger RNA from Clarias gariepinus (North African catfish), 2198 nucleotides. It is a transcript of the gene ldlrad2, whose product is annotated as low density lipoprotein receptor class A domain containing 2. Bases 1 to 1128 code for a protein of 375 amino acids. Gene Ontology annotation, molecular function: protein binding. The transcript is spliced from 5 exons. The record is from RefSeq and is a predicted model, not a curated record. NCBI's taxonomy places the organism in Eukaryota, Metazoa, Chordata, Actinopteri, Siluriformes, Clariidae.